CAGACCAGAGAGGAGAGCGGCACUGAGCACGACGGCCAUCUUAGGCACACGCACCUCCCGGAUUUAUUCUUCUGGUUUAUAAACGGCACAUCUAUCCUGACUGAAGGGGGAGAAGAGAGAAGGAGGCAUCGGUUUCCACUUCGCCGCGGUUCAAACUCGAAGUCGGGAUGCGGUUCCGAGGGAAUAAACAUUUUGCAUCCGCUGGACUGGUCCUCGGACUGUUGUUAUGCGCGGCGCAGGCGGCUAAAGUCAAUAAGCACAAACCCUGGAUCGAAACGACGUACCACGGGAUCGUAACAGAGAAUGAUGACAAAGUGCUCCUGGACCCCCCUCUUAUUGCUCUCGACAAGGAUGCUCCACUCCGCUACGCAGGUGAGAUUUGCGGAUUCAGGAUCCAUGGCCAGAAUGUCCCAUUUGAGGCGGUGGUCCUGGACAAAUCCACAGGCGAGGGGGUGAUCCGCGCUAAAGACAAGCUGGACUGUGAGCUGCAGAAGGAGCACACGUUCACCAUCCAGGCUUAUGACUGUGGAGAGGGGCCUGAUGGAGCCAACAUGAAGAAGUCACACAAAGCCACUGUUCACAUCCAGGUGAACGACAUCAAUGAAUACUCCCCAGUGUUCAAGGAGAAAUCAUACAAAGCCACUGUCAUCGAAGGCAAGAAGUAUGAUAGCAUCCUGAAAGUGGAGGCAGUAGAUGCAGACUGCUCCUUCCAGUUCAGUCAGAUCUGCAGCUAUGAGAUUGUCACCCCCGACGUGCCCUUCUCCAUCGACAAGGACGGUUUCAUCAAGAACACAGAGAAGCUGAGUUAUGGCAAAGAGCACAUGUACAAACUGACAGUGACGGCCUACGACUGUGGGAAGAACAGAGCCUCUGAGGAUGUCCUGGUCAAGAUCAGCGUGAAGCCCACCUGCAAACCCAGCUGGCAAGGUUUCAAUAAGAGGAUUGAAUAUGAGCCUGGCACUGGCAGCCUGGCCCUGUUUCCCAGUAUGCACCUGGAGACCUGCGAUGAGCCAAUCACCUCCAUCCGGGCCACCAUCGAACUGGAAACAAACCACAUAGGAAAAGGCUGUGACCGGGAUACUUACUCUGAGAAGUCCCUGCACAAGCUCUGUGGUGCUACCUCAGGCACUGUGGAACUGCUGCCUGCCCCCAGCAGCUCUGCCAACUGGACUGUCGGACUGCCCACUGACAACGGCCAUGACAGCGAUCAGGUGUUUGAGUUCAAUGGGACUCAGGCCAUCAAGGUCCCAGAGGGCUUGGUGAGCACCAGCCUCAAGGACCCCUUCACCAUCUCUGUUUGGAUGAGACAUGGACCAGGGGCACACGAGAAGGAGACCAUCCUCUGUAACUCGGACAAGACAGAGAUGAACAGACACCACUACUCCCUGUAUGUCCACAACUGCAGACUGAUCCUGCUGCUGCGUCAGGACCCCUCUGAGGCCGAGAACUACAAACCAGCAGAGUUCCACUGGAAACUGGACCAGGUGUGUGAUAAAGAGUGGCAUCACUAUGUGCUGAAUGUGGAGUUCCCCACAGUGUCUUUGUUUGUGGAUGGAAACACGUUUGAGCCCUUCCUGGUCACAGAGGACUACCCACUGCACGCCUCUAAGAUUGAAACUCAGCUCACUAUCGGAGCCUGCUGGCAAGGUGGAAAUGCUCGCAUGGCCCAGUUUUUCAGAGGGAACUUGGCAGGACUCAUGAUCCGCUCCGGAAAACUGGAGAACAAGAAGGUCAUCGACUGUCUAUACACCUGCAAGGAGGGUCUGGAUGUGCAGCUGCCUGAGGAGGUAGCUUCUGCUGUCAAGGUGGACUUUAAUCCAAACCAGUCUUCUCUGAGUGUGGAGGGCGAUGACAUUGAUGCCUUUGACAAAGUGAUGCAGCACAUCUCCUAUCUGAACUCCCGCCAGUUCCCCACCCCUGGCAUCAGGCACCUACGCAUCUCUACCACUGUCAAGUGUUUCAAUGAGGAGACAUGUGUGACUGUGCCAGACGCUGAGGGCUAUGUGAUGGUGCUGCAGCCAGAGGAGCCAAAGAUCAGCCUGAGCGGUAUUGACCACUUUGCCCGGAGCUCGGCCGAGUUCGAGAGCUCCGAGGGGGUCACCCUGUUUCCCGAGCUGCGUAUCGUCAGCACCAUCACCAGGGAAGUGGAGGCUGACCCAGAGACGGAGGUAACCGAGGGCAACGACGAUGACCCCACUGUUCAGGAGACCGUGGUGUCCGAGGAGAUCAUGCACAACCUGGACACAUGUGAGGUGACUGUGAUCGGGGAUGAACUGGAUGGAGAGCAUGAGAGUCUGGAGCUGGACGUGUCUCAACUGCAGCAGCGCAGCCUCGAGAUGAGCUCCUCUAAUCUGGGCCUGGUCAUCACAGGUGUGAACACCAUGUCGAACUACGAGCAGGUCCUGCACUUGAUUCGCUACAAGAACUGGCACACCGAGGCGCUUUUUGACAGGAAGUUCAAACUGGUGUGCUCCGAGCUCAACGGCCGCUACAUCAGCAAUGACUUCAAAGUUGAGGUGAAUGUCAUCCACACAGCCAGUCCUGUGGAGCAUGCUAACAACGCCAUGAUGCAGGCCAGCUUCAUCAACCCAGUUCACCACGCCUCUGUGGACCUGUCUGGACACAACCUGGUCAACGCACACCAGGCCUCAGUGGUUCCCAGUGCUGCCACCAUUGUGAUUGUGGUGUGUGUCAGCUUCCUGGUGUUCAUGAUAAUCCUGGGCGUGUUCAGGAUCCGCGCGGCCCACCAGCGCACCAUGAGGGACCAGGAGAAUGGAAAAGAGAACGAGAUGGACUGGGACGACUCUGCGCUCACCAUCACUGUCAACCCCAUGGAGACGUAUGAGGACCAGCACAGCAGUGAGGAGGAGGAGGAAGAGGAGGAGGAGAGCGAGGAAGGCGAGGAGGAAGAUGACAUCACAAGUGCCGAGUCGGACAGCAGCGAAGAGGAUGAGGGCCCAGAACCAGAGGACCAGCCCGGAGCCAGCAGACAGCAGCAGCUGGAGUGGGACGACUCCACUCUCACAUACUAAAUGCACCAGAGCUCCUUCCACAACACACAUGUCCACCACCAUCACACGUCUAUGAGGAGCCCUCAUGUAAAAAUACAAGUCAUACAUUUACUUCAGCGUAUAUAAAUACAUAUAUAUAUGGUCAAGAUUUUCCUGUUGUUCUUAGUGGUGGUACUCAGUGUAGUGUAGUCAUCACCGGAUUGCUGAAUUUUACAAUUUUUUUUAUUUAUUAUGUUUGAAUUCCCAGGAAAACUUGGCCUACAUUUGUUUUGAACUGUUUGCGGAAGCCAACCCUGCACUUUUAUUUUCAUUUCUUAAUUUGAACGGCUUUCAAACCGAGUCCCAAUGUACAAUAUUCCUUAUUGCUUUAUGUUUUAGAUAAGUUUGCAGCAAAAUCACAGCUUGAGUUAUAGUUGACAGUGAAUAAGCUUUGAAUCAGUAACCAGCUUUUUCCCUUCUGUUUUUUUUAGUGCAUGACUGAAUUUGAGACAUCACAUUUAGAGAAAUGCUUUUUAACAUUUUUUGUAAAUAUAAAGAAACCAUGUAAUUAGUCAGUGUCUUAGUGAUGGCCUUUCUCCAUUGGGUCCAAUAUAUAAUGCAAAGUUGUGUCCAAUACUUGUGUUACAAAGAAGCUGUAGCAUGUGGCUAAAUUACUGCAAAAAGCUGUCUAGUCAUGCUUAUGCAGGAGGUUUCCAUGACAAAGAGCUUUGUCUUCUUUCCUAAAGUUUCAGCUCUUGCUUAAAUUGCACAGUAGCAGUUCUCUAUUUCCCUUCCCCAAAUAUUUUGAUGUUGUAUAAAGGGUUGUGGAUAUUUGGUGAAAUGCUUGCAUUCAAAGCUAUAUGUUUUGGGAAGUGCAAACUUGAGUUCAGUUACAGUGCAUAUGCACAUUUGUCAGCAGAUAUUAUCUUAUCUUAACUGUCUGAAGGAGACAGAAAAUCUUCAAGCUUCUACAGUUGCAGUCUUUGUGGAGCCUUGAAGAUUUUAAGAACAUUUAUGUUAAAUGGAUUCUGAAUUGGUUUGUUGACAGUUUAUGUACAUUUUAGAGUUGAUUGAAUUUUUUUGUUUAUAUUUGGUAAACUGCUUUUGGUGUGGCGCAAUUCAUUUGGAAAAAUUAUAUCAAACACUGCUUCUACUAAAACUGCAAAACUCAUUGUAAAUAGUUUUCACCUCAACACACAUUCAUGUUUGUCAAGGUACGGCGUAAAAUGUGUUUUAAUUUGGGCUAAGAAGAAUGUUAUUCAAAUUUGUCAGUUGUAUGUUACAAUAAUCAAUGCUUGUAUGUUUGCAAAUUUUAGUAGCACAAUUGUAAUUUAGAUUAAUUUAUGAUUUUAUUAUUUGUGUUGGUGAACAGUCUCCCUUCAUGAUGACCUGCACAUGUUUAGGUCUGAACUUGUCAAGAUGGGAAUGCCUUUUUACCAAUCAUAUUAAUUAAUAUACAUUUUUUAUCCAUUUCUUACAAAGCUGGGGAUUACACUAAUUUCAUAAAGCAUUGAUAGUUUGUGUUUCACAUAGCUGUUCGUGUCCAUGUUGAUGUGUAGUUAGCUCCAUAAUUGUAUCUUCUAUAGAUAUUGUACUAAAUCAUAUUGUUCUGAAACUCAAUCUCUAAAAUGUUGUACAGAAACAUGAAAUAUGAAAAAUUGCUUUGGCAGCAUACAUGGGUAUACUGUUAAAUUUACUUAUUUGUGUAUAGUAGACAGUCAUUUUGAAGUGUCUUAUUGCCUGGGUUGUUGAGAGAGGGUAUUGAGGGCAGCAUGUAUUUCACAGGAAUAUAAUGAUGCUUGUUGACUCAGAAUUCACAAUUUCAUUACAUAAAACAUUAUUCACAACUUCAUGUAUAGUAUCAGAAUCAUUGUCAUUUUUCAGGUUUUAUUCUUUUACGAUCAGCUCGUGAACUAGGUGUUCAUUAGUUGAAUUGAAUGUCACUGCCUAUCAAUCUAAAUAGCAGCCAUAAUGUGAAAGACAAUAGAGGACAUUGCAUGACCCACAAAUAAUGACUGAAUGAUGCCAUGUUGAAAAGAACGCAAUACACUAUUUAAAUCUCAAAUCACAUGUCCACAGCACUUCAGAUGUUUUUCUUUUUAUGUCUGUUUUUUUUUUUUUUUCUUUUUUCUUCUUCAAAAUUGAAAGAUCAAAGUUGUUUUCAGGAUGUUUGAAUUCUUCCUUUGUGCUUGUUGGAGCUGCUCUCACUUUUCUACCAAUUCAAAGGCAAAUUGUAGUAAAGUCGAUGCUUGCUCGUGAACAAAAUAAAGGAUGAUGAGAUGGGAUAUAAAUGUGGUGUGAUGUUGUUUUCCUUUCUUCACUGCAGUAGCUUCAGGUAGGACACUGCGUACUGGGAAGGUAGACGCCCUGUUCAAUAGAAACUCAUAAAACAGAAGCGCCCCCUAGUGACGAUAAUAGAGCAAUUGUGGCUAUUUUCACUGCUGAAUAAAAAUUCUGGUAGAAUGUUGACAAAAUAUAUUGGGUGCAAGUUGUAACUGUUAUAAAAGGAUUUUAGU
Boleophthalmus pectinirostris (great blue-spotted mudskipper) is the source of this 5506-nucleotide messenger RNA. It is a transcript of the gene clstn1, whose product is annotated as calsyntenin 1. Bases 168 to 3032 code for a protein of 954 amino acids. NCBI's taxonomy places the organism in Eukaryota, Metazoa, Chordata, Actinopteri, Gobiiformes, Gobiidae. Gene Ontology annotation, biological process: homophilic cell-cell adhesion; positive regulation of synapse assembly; positive regulation of synaptic transmission. The transcript has 17 exons. Gene Ontology annotation, molecular function: X11-like protein binding; amyloid-beta binding; calcium ion binding. The record is from RefSeq and is a predicted model, not a curated record. Gene Ontology annotation, cellular component: cell surface; postsynaptic membrane.